Molecule: messenger RNA, 4292 nt
Organism: Nomia melanderi (Alkali bee)
Lineage: Eukaryota; Metazoa; Arthropoda; Insecta; Hymenoptera; Halictidae
Source: RefSeq, a predicted model, not a curated record
GUAGUUUCCUAACUAACCUGAAGAGGCGUAGAAGUGAUUGUACCGCCACGGAUCAAAAGCAUGUUCAACUAUUUAUACCUUUAAAUAUGUAUUUGUCUAGAUUUUGUAUUUGUAAACACUACUUUAAAUAAAGUAAAACUUGUCAAUUACAUAAAACUAUCGAGUAGAAAUGUUAAGAAUUUAAAAUAUUAGUUAAAAGCAUUCAAUUAUUUGAAAUGGCUUUAUCAACAGAAUUAUUAAAACGCUUGAAUUCGGACGAAGAACCUUUACCUAAACGACUGAAACUCGCAGAAAAUACUUUUUGCACUGUCGAUAUACCAAUAGUACGCAAGGAAGACUUAAUUUUACAAUGGCUUUGCGAAACAUGUUCCACAGAUGAAAACAGUUGGAGAUGUAUAAGGAAUUGUUUGAAAACAAAGAAUUUGGAUAUUAAAAAUGAUGUAAAGAAGUUGUUGGUGAAUACACUUAUUGCAAGAUUGCAAGGAACCUUAGACAAUGGGCACAGUGACAUUUUCGAAUGUUAUGAAUUAUUAGUCUCGAAUCAUGGAAUGCAACAAUAUUUCCUUAACGAACCAAAAGACUUAGGAGUUUUAAUAAAAACUUUCUUAAUUUAUGCAUUAAAAUUCUUCAAAUGCACUUUCAAUAUUGAAGGACAGUCAUAUAAUGAAAUAAAUAUAGAAUUAAUUAAAAAAGAUAAUGGUUUGCCAUUGAUAAUAUAUAAUAGAAUAAUUAAUAUUAUAGAAAGUAUGGUACAAAUUUUUAAACUUUCUUUCACUGCAAAAGAUGAGUUAAAAACUAUGUUUGUACAUGAUAUUUUAUAUCCAUUGUGCGAUGUAAUUGACCAUAGAUGCAUUGAUAAUACAAACAGAUUAGGAGCAGUGACUUACAAAUGUAUUCAGCAGUUAAUGUUUGGAAAAAACUAUGUUCACAAUGCUACAGUUCUUAAAAAUAAAAAUAUAACUCAAUUUAUAGAUUUGAUAUCUGCUUUAGGUGAAAAUGCACAAUCCAAAGAUCUGCAAUCCAAUUUACGAACAUUUAGUUUUGUUUUUCGUGCAGCAGUAGGAGUAUUUAAAUCUGACAGUGCUACAGUGGAUUUGAUAUUAAGAGAAUUAGUGAAAUCUGCUGGAACUGAAAAAAAGGAAAUUUUAAGUACUCUGUUGAAACAUUUAAAUGAUAUAACGUUUAAUUUUGAGAAUAAAAUACAAGAUGUUACAUUGUUCGACUAUUGUCAGAAUAUAAUAGAUAAUAUUUUAUUAAGCGAAGAUAUGAGCACCAUAGAGUAUGUUCUCCUUUCACAAUUUUGUUCUUUUAACCCUCUCUUAAUUGAGAAAAAAAUUCAAGAAAUACUGAGGAAAGCAUUUCAAGGAAAUCCAACAUUAGAAUAUACAAAUUUGUUAAUAUCUAUUCUGACUGCUGUUGUAUAUUUAAGACAAGAGGAAAAGUUAAUUUCAUCGAUAUUAAUUACAUUAAAACAGUCCAAUCAUGUGAUACCAAAUACAAAUCUCAAUAUGUUCUUCCCAUGUGAAUUUAAAGAAAAAUUUAUGAAGAUGGUAAAUAAUAUCAGUACCUCGCAAAGUGUAUCUAUGUUAAGGACACUUAUAUAUCACUUAAAGACUGAUUGCAUGGAAGUACUAAAAUCUAAUGAUUCAUGUAAAAACUUAGCUAUCAUGCAUGCAACAAUUGAUUUGCUUAUUAUGCUUUUAAACGGUAUAUGCAUUUUUGAUCAGACAGGGGCCUUAUCUUCACAUCAAAAAUUUGUAAAUGCUUUCAAUGAUUUGGGAAGUGUUUUAUCACUUCUGGUAGAUAGAAUUUUAUAUUUGAAUCACAACAAGAAAAUUAUUGUGAUGUUACUAGACGCAAUAUUUUCAUGGAACGAAACCAAAAACACUUUAAAAUAUUAUGUACCAAGAACUGUCAUGCAAAACUUAAAAUUUCCAAUAUUGCAAGAUCAGUGGCAACAAUUAAUUCCAAGAAUUACUAAUUUCGGCAGAGAUAGUUGUAAGAGCAGUAUGAAUAAACUUAUUUUACAACAAAUCAAAAUAUCUCGGAAUACAUCGAACAAAUCUUUUAUUGAACUUAGUAGUUUAAUAGGUGGCUUAAAAUGUUCUUGGAAGUCUGUCCUAAAAUUUGACACAGAUGUAAUACCUUUUUUGACUACAGAAGAAAUAUUAACAGUGACAAAUUUAUUAUUAAUAGACAUAAUUUCUAAUGAAGAUAAGUUUUCUGAAUGGAUGGAAAUAUUACAUAAAGAUAGUUUACAAGAAGACAAAAGAUUUAUGAUGUGUUUGUUAAGUAGUAUUGUUAUGCAAAUUGAAAAUUUAAUAACAGAAGGAAUAACAAAAUCUAUAUGUCAACACUUUACUAUAAAACCUUUGCUUGAAAAUGAAGAUGUGGAAAACCAAAAAAUAAAUGAAAUGAUAAUGCUCUUGAAAGAAGAUUUAUUAAAAGAUAAAUGGGUUGAAAUUGAGAAUGCAUUGUCAUGUCAGAUAGUAGUGUACUUAAAAGUAUUACUUCAUAUACCUCUCAUAUUUUUAAAAGCCAAUAUAAAAUUAAUAAUUUUUAUAAUCAUAUUUGCUCUCAAGAAAGAAUGUGAUCAGAAUUAUGACAUAAUUUCCUUAUGCAACAUAAUACUUUCAGAUCUCUUAGAAAAGCCUGGUCUUGAUAUAUUUCAAUAUAUAAAUCCGUCGUUAUUAUUACAUCAAUUACCACUGAAUAAAAAUGUUCAGAAAUCUUUAGAAUUGUCUCUUAGAAAUGAUUUAUCAUAUAUCAUACUUAAAAAACUUAUAAAUGCUUCUAUGCAUUCAAAAAAGAAUUUGCAAUUUUUACUAGAAUCUUUGGAACAUGUUAAACAAAAAUUAAGCAUUGACCAAAAGGCAAUAAUUAAAAAAGGAGAAAAAAAAUUGAAUAAAGUUUUGAUAAAAAUGUUACCCUCCGUUAUCACCGAAGCAGAUGAUGUCGCUAUACUAAAUUUGAUAUUAAGAAUUUCUGUAUCCGAUGAAAACAUUAAUGAAGAGCUAAACAAUUUAACACAACAGACACUGCAGAAUAUAUUUUUGAAUGAUUGCACUGGAAGUGAAAAGAAUGAGGUGGUACAAGAGGCCUUAAAAUUAGCUGUCGCUGUUCUUCAUAAUCGAAAGAUAUUUAAAAUCGAAGAUCAAACUAUAAAAGGAAUAUGGUGCAUUCUAUUUAAGAAUCCAUGUGAAAAUGUGCUUUUACCUUUUUUAGAAUCAAGUGAAUCAAUAGAACUUGAGAAAUUUUUAGAACAUUUACAUAAUCAGAUGAUAAGAGCAAUCACGGAUGUACAAGAAAAUGAUUUAGAAAAUGUUUGUAUUAUAUGGAACUCUAUAUUAAAGACAAAUAUGUCCAAUGAUAGAAAUAAGUUACGUUUAACAGCAAUUAAUAAAUCAAUACAAAUGAUACAAGUGUUAAACAUACCAAAUAAGUUGUGGUCAAAUUUGUUAAAAUUCACACAAAACAUUCUUUCCACCAAGCACUUAUAUUUACCCGACACAACUAUUGAUAUGAGUAUUUUCCUUGGUUUAAAAUCACUGCAAGAAGCUACAAUAGUAGCAUGUAAUAAUGUGUUAACAUUGUGUAAUAUACUAUUAAAAAUGAGAACAAGUUCAAUUACAGAUAGACUGCCUUCUCUGCUGGCAUUAUAUAGAUCCACACUAAAUGUUGUUGUACAUAAAUCGAAAGGCAUAGUUGAUAAAUCUGAAGAACACAUAUUUAAGUGUAUUGCAUUGGAUAUAGAGAAGUUUACAAGUUCCUUGAUAAAGCUGAAAAAAGAUAUGGCAAGAUUAAGUCCUUAUGUAAUAGCUGAUUUGUUAAACUUAUCUACUGAACCCUCUAUAGCAACAUCAGUUAAAAUUGCUGUUCAAAAUUGUAUAUAUCUAUUAAUCAGUAUAUGCGAUCAGCAUGGAAUUGCAUUAUUAUCUCGAACUCUACCAAUUUCAAUGCAAGAGAUUUUCAAAACUCAGCUGGAUAUAUUUAACAAAUUUUAUAAAUUUUCUGGAAAAAUUUGAUUACUACUUACACACAAAUUUACGUUCAUAUACUUUUAUACAAUUGGUAAACAAAUAUUUUAUUAGAAAUAAAAUAUUAGCAUCAACUAAACAAGAAGAAAAUUCUAUAUUUAUAUCUGUAAUACUGUAUUUAAGAAAGAUUUCUUUAAGAAUGAAUUAACAAAUUUGAACUUAAAAUCACUGUCUAAAUUUGGACUUCAAAGUUAAUAAAGUUUAGAAAAUUUAAUUUGUACGUUCAAAAAAAAUAAAACAAUAUAAUAGAAAUAA